UUGACUUUUAUGACCCGAUCCGUUUCCUUACCCGCCCAAUUCUACAUCUGGACGGUUGAGAGCUUAACUACUCUACUACCAAGCACCAACCACAAGCAGAACGAAACUCUAAAUGAAUUUGGUGCACCUAAAUCAAUGUAAGUAGAAAUCCGAAACAAGAUAAACGACACUUUGCGUUUUCAUCUUCUUUGUUAAAGAAAUGGCGAUAUUGGAAGAAUCAGUUGCGAGUUCAAAGAUUUCUCCGCCAAAUUCAUACGGAGCCGUUGUUCUUGGCGGUACCUUUGACCGGUUACAUGACGGACAUCGCCUCUUUCUCAAGGCAGCGGCGGAGCUGGCGAGGGAUCGAAUUGUCGUUGGAGUUUGUGACGGUCCAAUGUUGGCUAACAAACAGUUCUCAGAGUUAAUACAGUCCAUUGAGGAAAGGAUUCGUAAUGUUGAAAAUUACAUCAAGUCUAUUAAACCAGAGCUUAAAGUGCAAGCUGAACCUAUUACUGACCCUUAUGGCCCUUCAAUAAUUGAUGCAAAUUUAGAAGCAAUUGUUGUCAGCAAAGAGACAUUACCUGGUGGCAUGUCAGUUAAUAAGAAGAGAGCUGACAGGGUUCUUUCACAGUUGAAGAUUGAAGUUGUGGAUCUGGUUUCUGAAGGAUCCAGCGGAGAUAAACUAAGUUCAACAACCUUAAGGAAGCUUGAGUCUGAGAAGGCCAAAAAAGAGCAGCUUGAGACUGAGAAGGCUGAAAAAGAACUGCUCGAGGCUGAGAAGGCAGAAAAAGAACUGCUCAAGGCUGAGAAGGCCCAAGAAGAACGGCCUGCAGAAUAAAUGUUGGACACAGAAGGGUUGAAGGAAUUCUGCAUAUAAUCUGAGUUGUUGAGGCUGAGGACAGGAUGAAACAGCUAAAGGAGUAUCUGUGUUGAGCAUAACGCAAGAUCCAGAAAGAUUUGUAAUUGUAACAAUGUAGCAUUAACAUGAUCUUAGCUUGUUCUUUUUCUGUAAUGAUAAAUUGAUAAUAGAGUGAUGUAUACAGACAACUAGAAUUUUUAUAAUAAGGCGUACGCAUACAUUGAGGCACAAUAUGUGCAGCGGAAUAAAUUUUGAU
Molecule: messenger RNA, 1094 nt
Organism: Pistacia vera
Lineage: Eukaryota; Viridiplantae; Streptophyta; Magnoliopsida; Sapindales; Anacardiaceae
Product: phosphopantetheine adenylyltransferase-like
Exons: 6
Coding region: 200-817 (205 amino acids)
Biological process (GO): coenzyme A biosynthetic process
Molecular function (GO): dephospho-CoA kinase activity; pantetheine-phosphate adenylyltransferase activity
Source: RefSeq, a predicted model, not a curated record